UAUACAAUCAUCGCUAACAACCACUUUGAAACAUUAAUGAACUGACCCUUUACGGAUUAUUAGUUUGUAUAGCGUCCUGCUGAAGACUAUUUGUGCAUAAUCAAAACAUUGUUUGUAAAGCUUUAAUCCUGCAAUAAACUUCUCCCGCCGCAAGAGAUAGAGAAAAGCAAAUUAGAAACAAAAUGUUCUUGCAAACGUGUUUUUGCCCUCAACCUAAUUUUAGGAUGAAUUUUUUUCUUUUAAUGGAUUACAGAUUACUUAUUAAAUGGAGAAAUCUGCAGAGAUAAGACCUGGAUUAUGCAUGCACCAGUUACAACAUGGAGAUCACCCACAACAGACACCACUGCAACAACAGCAGCAACAAUGUGUUGCACAGUUAAAUCAUGCAACUACUGCAAGUAUAUCUGCUUCUCAACAAACUAACUUGCAAUCUCACCCUUUUGUUGUGUCAUUAGAACAGCCAAUGAAUAUUGUGAAUGCAAACCCAGUAACUUCUCUCGAGCAAAGAAUUUUGCAGUUUGAUUCAAAUUUAAAUGAAACUAACAUAUCACAAAUUAUGACAGUACAACCAACAGAUCUUCAGGCGAUUGGUAAUAUAGUCAAUGAGAAAGUUUCCAUAUACCGACAUCCUUUAUUUCCAUUGCUUAGAAUUUUGUUUGAGAAAUGUGAAAUUGCAACAAACUCCAUUGAAAACGUUAAUUCGAUAACAUUUGAUAAUGAAAUCAAGUCCUUUAUUACUCAAAUGGCUAAGGAAAACAAACCGUUUUUUACAGAAGAUGCCGAAGUUGAUGGAUUGAUGCUGAAGUCCUUACAGGUGUUAAGAAUUCAUUUAUUAGAACUUGAGAAGGUUAAUGAAUUAUGUAAAGAUUUUUGCACUCGUUAUAUAUCCUGUCUAAAGGGCAAAUUAAAUAGUGACAAUAUCAUGAGAACAUUGGAUAUAACAAAUACACCACCAGCUAGUCCUACAGUUCAGACACCCACAGUGACGAAUGCUCAACCAAAACCACCAGAACAAAGAACACAAACUUCCUCUGCCAGCAAUACUUUUUCAAUAACUGAAGAGUCUUCUGAGAACAAAAGUUCAAUCAAUAAAAACUCUGAAGUACGAUCUCGCAGUCUAUCAACUGGUUUUCUUAACGUCGAACCAGAGAAUGAUUUGACUAUAACACGGUCUGCAUCUACUAGUUGUGAAACGCCCUGUGGUAGUUCUGGUAAUCCAGAGUCUAUGGGUAGUUUGUCAGUUAAUCAUUUGACCAGUGGAUUUUUGAGUAAGAAAAACAAAUGUGGCAAGCGAGGAGUGUUACCAAAACAUGCUACAAAUAUAUUAAAAGCUUGGUUAUUUCAGCACCUUGUGCACCCGUACCCAUCAGAAGAAGAAAAAAAGCAACUAGCUGAACAGACAAAUCUUUCAAACCUUCAAGUCAAUAACUGGUUCAUAAAUGCUAGACGAAGAAUUUUGCAGCCUAUGCUGGAGACGACAAAUUCAUUUCUGAAAAAUAACAAGAAAUCUAAACAACAGAGAAAUGCUGCACAAAAGGACUGGACGAACACAAUCGGUGUUUACAACGCAUAUCGUACAGAGGCCUUACAAACCCACACACCAACGUCACAACACCAACAAGUCGGAUUGGUAGUUAGUCCAACCAUGGUACCUCAAUCCACCACUAUGUUAGUCAAUCUCAACGACGGUCAAUCUCAACAAGUUAUUAUAACUCAACCGUUACAGUUUGUUCAAGUUAAUCAAAUGCCAUUACAAGCAAUGCAAUCUGCGUACCUACCAGUGCAACAGACAGCUUCUACGCAUGCGCCAGUAAUGUCAACAGCCCACCAGCCAACUGUGAUGAUACCUAUGCUGACCGAUAAGUCUCAUGAACUUCUUGCAACUGGUAUAAAUGCAAAUCAGCAACACACAUAGUUUAUUUCCAUUCUUCAAGAAUCAGUGUACUUCGGUUGCUAAAACACAAGUAAUCUCGAGAUGCGAAACGCUUACGUGGUCAUUGUUUAAUUCGUUACUGCGGAAAGAUAUAUAUAUAUUUAAUGGUCUUGGUUUUAUGAAGACUUUUUUGUUUAUUUUCUACAAUUUUAUUUAUUGUUUUUUUUCAACACAAAAAGUUCAAAUCGUAUUUUACGUUGGAAUAAAAAUGCAGGUAAAUGUAAUAGUUCUCCUGUUUCGAGUGUUUUUUUUAAUUUUUGUUUGUUGAAUCCGUCACCAGAGGAGAGUUGUGUACUCGUAAUUUCAUUAUAUAUAUUUUUAUACAUGUAUAUACCUAUCUAUGUAUGUACAAAGAUAUGUAUGUACAAAGAAUAUAGACUUUUGUACAUAGAACGACAUAUUUUUAAAUAGAAAGUUUUGACAUAUUGUUUCUUAAAAAAAGUAGAAAUUCUUGACUAAAAAAUAUUGUUUUGUUAUCAAUAAAUUGUUUUAAUUGCA
Hydractinia symbiolongicarpus is the source of this 2431-nucleotide messenger RNA. Its product is annotated as homeobox protein PKNOX1-like. Gene Ontology annotation, biological process: regulation of transcription by RNA polymerase II. Gene Ontology annotation, molecular function: DNA-binding transcription factor activity, RNA polymerase II-specific; RNA polymerase II cis-regulatory region sequence-specific DNA binding. The coding region runs from base 266 to 1915 and encodes 549 amino acids. The record is from RefSeq and is a predicted model, not a curated record. The transcript is spliced from 4 exons. Lineage: Eukaryota; Metazoa; Cnidaria; Hydrozoa; Anthoathecata; Hydractiniidae.